AUGUCUGUGAUUUCCGAGGAAAACGUUCGAGGAGGGAGCGUUUUCAAGGAUAUUAGUGCCGACGACGAUGACUGGCAGCCCAGUGAGAUCGAGAGCCUGUGCAUGAACUGCUACAAGAAUGGUAUGACACGCAUGCUUCUGACCAAAAUACCAUUCUUCAAAGAAAUUAUCGUCAGCUCGUUUAGUUGUGCCAACUGCGGCUGGUCUAACACUGAAAUCCAGUCCGCGGGUCGGAUUCAAGAGCAAGGCAUUUGUUACACGCUGAAGGUGAAAGCAAAGCUGGACCUAAACCGAGAGGUGGUCAAAGCAGACAGCGCGACCACCAGAAUCCCCGAGCUGGAUUUUGAAAUCCCGCCCUUCACUCAAAAAGGCUCGCUUUCUACCAUCGAGGGCCUUUUGGACCGGGCGGUUGCCGGACUGGAGCAGGACCAGUCUGUCCGGCGGGCUGCUGAUCCGGACGUGGCCGAGAAGAUCGACGAGUUCAUCCAGAAACUGAAGAAGUUGAAGGACGUCGAAGAGGAAUUCACCUUGGUCAUAGAGGACCCGUCUGGGAACAGCUUUGUGGAAAAUCCGGUGGCCCCCCAGAAAGACGAGGCUCUCACCGUGUCCCGGUUCAAGCGGACGGUCGAGCAGGACAAGCAGCUGGGGUUGCGGCCGGAUGAGGACCUGGAAGAAGAAGAACCGGCGGGCAGCGACCUGGACACCAUGCGGAACGAGGUCCUGGUCUUCAACACAAACUGCCCCGAGUGCAACGCGCCGGCCUCCACCAACAUGAAGCUGGUCCAGAUCCCGCACUUCAAAGAAGUCAUCAUCAUGGCCACCAACUGCGACAGCUGCGGCCACCGGACCAACGAGGUCAAGUCGGGAGGGGCCACGGAGGAGCUCGGGACCAAGAUCACCCUGCGCGUCACCGACCACUCCGACAUGAACCGGGACCUGCUGAAGUCCGAGACGUGCUCCGUGGCCAUCCCAGAGCUGGAGUUUGAGCUGGGCAUGGCGGCUCUGGGUGGCAAGUUCACCACCCUGGAGGGCCUCCUGAAGGACAUCAAGGACCUGAUCGUCUCCAAAAACCCCUUCAUCUGCGGCGACAGCGGCAGCACAGAUCGAGUCCAGAAGCUGAGCGAGUUUGGCGACAAAAUAGACAAGAUCCUCGCGGGAGAGAUGAAGAUCCACUUCAUCCUGGAUGACCCAACGGGAAACAGCUACCUGCAGAAUGUUUACGCACCAGACCCGGACCCCGAGAUGACUGUUGAGAAGUACACCCGCACGUUCGAGCAGAACGAAGAUCUCGGCCUGAACGACAUGAAGACUGAGGGAUAUCAAGAGGAAAACGGAACCGGCUGA
Molecule: messenger RNA, 1344 nt
Organism: Menidia menidia (Atlantic silverside)
Lineage: Eukaryota; Metazoa; Chordata; Actinopteri; Atheriniformes; Atherinopsidae
Source: the annotation of a GenBank genome assembly